UCUCAUCUCCCUUUUUUUUCAUCUUCUCACUUGUUUUUCUUCCGUUGUAUCAUCAACUUCUCUUUUUCCCCUUUCUUUUUCUCUCCAAGAAGCCAAAGCAGGUUGCUUUUGAUCUAACAUGGAGAAAAGCCAUGAACUUAAGCUGACCCAGAUGAGGAAAUUAGUUGAGAAACUUGGGUUUUCAGCAGAGAGAUAUGGGGAUCCCACGCUCAUGAGGUUCUUGAUCGCAAGAUCAAUGGAUACUGAUAAAGCUUCGAAGAUUUUUGUCCAGUGGCUGAAAUGGAGGUCGUCUUUAGUUCCUAAUGGGUUCAUUGCAGAAUCUGAAGUGCCUGAUCAAUUAGAAGCUAGAAAGAUUUAUUUGCAAGGUCUUUCGAAAGCAGGAUAUCCAGUCAUGAUUAUCCAAGCUUGCAAGCAUUAUCCACCCAAGGACCAUGUGCAGUUCAAGAAGUUCGUGGUUUAUCUGCUAGACAAAACCAUAGCAAGUGGCGUGAAAGGAAGAGAAAUCGGAAACGAGAAGUUGAUAGGCGUUCUUGAUUUUCAAAACAUUACAUACAAAAAUGUCGAUGCACGUUCACUGAUAACUGGAUUUCAGUUCUUACAGGCAUAUUUCCCUGAGCGCUUGGCAAAGUGCUACAUCGUGAACAUGCCGCGGUUUUUCGUUAGUGUUUGGAGGAUGGUUUCUAGCUUCAUUGAGAAAGCAACACUCCAAAAGAUUGCAAUUCUGACCAAUGAAGAUGAGAAGAAAACCUUCAUAGAGGAGAUAGGUGAAGAAGUUAUGCCGGUCGAGUAUGGUGGCAAGGCGAACCUGAGAGCUAUCCAAGAUGUAGAAGUUCCCCCGUUGGAAGGUUGAUCGAUCCUCCGACACCAAAAUUUACAGGCCAUAAAGUGUUUGCUUUUAACUCAAACCCAUUGAAGAUUUCAACACGAUCGAGAUUAGUUAACUCUGUGGCUGCCAUUGAAGGUGCUAAUAAGCUUAAACCUUCAACCGGUCAAGGUUGCUGUCAUUAAUGCACCUCUAAUCCGAUUAUAUUGUGUGUUAAGCUUAGGACCUUUCUUUGAAGGAAAAAUCAUGUCAUUCAACUAAUUACCUUAUCCCAUAUAUAAUAUCACAUUAUAUUUCCUUUUUUUUUA
Hibiscus syriacus is the source of this 1131-nucleotide messenger RNA. Its product is annotated as CRAL-TRIO domain-containing protein YKL091C-like. NCBI's taxonomy places the organism in Eukaryota, Viridiplantae, Streptophyta, Magnoliopsida, Malvales, Malvaceae. The record is from RefSeq and is a predicted model, not a curated record. The coding region runs from base 119 to 850 and encodes 243 amino acids. The transcript has 6 exons.